AUGUUUGACACCUGGCUGUUUUAUAUUAUGGCAAAUACUAUUGCCUUAUUACUUUUUACACCUUUCGUUGAAAAAGAUCUUUUAACAUUAACACGACAUCAUCGCAUGGCAAUAUUUCAUCGAAUAUUUUCCUCUCGAAAUAAACUUUUCCAAUUUCUACAUCUUGGAUCAAUAAAAAUGGAUGCAGAUUCAAAAGCAUUAGAUGAAUUAAUUUCAUUAUAUCGUCCUCAUCUGGAUUUAAAUGACGAUUUGACCAAUAAUGACAUUGAACAGUUUCGUUAUCAUUCAAAACAAAUCUUAACUGCUUUAUUUCCAGCAAGAUCAUCAUCUUGUCUUGUUCAACAUCAUACAUUUCAAUAUAAUACUAAUCAAAUAAAUAUGUAUUCUAUACAACAUGAACAAAUAAAUGAUUGGAAAUGUUCUAAUCAAUCAUUAAUUCUUUAUUUUCAUGGUGGUGGAUUUGUUUUUGGUGACAUUGAUACAUAUUCUGGUUUUGAAUGUCAUUUAUCAAAGUCUCUUAAUAUGUUAAUACUUCAUGUUGAUUUUCGUCUUAUACCUGAACAUUCUCUUAAAGAAACUAUUGAAGAUGUUAUUAAUGUUUAUCAAGUUUUACUUGAUGCUGAUCCAAAUAUUAAUCAACGAUUAAUUGGAAUGGGUGAUUCAUCAGGUGGAAUGCUUUGGAUUUAUCUUUUACAAUGGAUUAUAUCAAAUAAUAAACCUGUUCCACAAGGUGUUGUUUUACAUUCUCCAUGGCCUAAUCUUAAUUAUUUCGAUAGCAAUCUUAGAUUCUCUACCGAUAAUUAUUUAUCAUUAAAACUUGCAUAUAAUUUAAGACAAUUAGUAAUUGGGAAAGAUAUUUAUUGGUUUGAAAUGACUGAUGAAGAACUAAGUAAAAUAAAUCCGAAAGAUAAUUCAUUUGAAGAAUUUCCACCAGUUUAUAUAACAGCUGGUACAAAUGAAAUAUCAAUUGAAACCAUUCGUGAUAUGACUGAAAAAAUGCGAUUAUCAGGUGUAAAAGUAAUAUUAGAUGAAGGUGAAGGAUUAAUGCAUACAUAUGCUUUAUUUCAUCUUUGGUCGCCACAAGGUAAAUGUGUCCAAGAGAAAAUUCACCAAUGGAUUCAAGAGCAAUUAUUAAUUGGAAAACAAGCAAAAUCGAACAUAAAUGGAUUUACAACAAACAAAGGACGGCUUUGA
This is a messenger RNA of Rotaria sp. Silwood2, 1194 nucleotides long. Lineage: Eukaryota; Metazoa; Rotifera; Eurotatoria; Philodinida; Philodinidae. The record is from the annotation of a GenBank genome assembly.